Phanerochaete carnosa HHB-10118-sp is the source of this 2048-nucleotide messenger RNA. RefSeq lists its product as uncharacterized. Gene Ontology annotation, molecular function: mannose-1-phosphate guanylyltransferase (GTP) activity. NCBI's taxonomy places the organism in Eukaryota, Fungi, Basidiomycota, Agaricomycetes, Polyporales, Phanerochaetaceae. The transcript is spliced from 5 exons. The record is from RefSeq and is a predicted model, not a curated record. Bases 89 to 1561 code for a protein of 490 amino acids. Gene Ontology annotation, biological process: GDP-mannose biosynthetic process.
CGACCGACCACGUCUCCGUCUCUUUUAAACGGCACCUGGCCCACCAGUUUCUCCUUUCUCUGAACCACUUUUUUUCGUCGCCGCCCCGAUGUCGCAACAGCGAGCAAGCAGCCAGGCUAACAGCCUCGGCAACAUCGAGCUAAUGUUCAAACAAAUUAUGGAGGUUGUUCACAAGUCGCAACUGGAAAUUGCAGAGCUCCGGUCAGAGACUCAUGAGCUGCGUCAAGCCAAUGCCAGCCUGGAACGUCAGAUCAAAGAGGGUAUACAGUACAACGGCAAUGGGUCGAGGUUCGGGACGGGUUUCAACACGCCAGCUCCUAGCAGCCCGCAACUGCGCGCAAAAUCACCCUUCCUCUCGCCCGCCUCCAUUCCUUCACUAGCUGUACCCACCAGCAUAUUUGUUCCAUCACCACUGGGCGACAAUGCCCUCUCCCAAUUCCCUUUCACCUGCCGAGAGAUUCCCGGUUUCUACGUGGUCAUUCCUGCGGGAGGCGCAGGGACCCGUCUUUGGCCGUUGUCUCGUGAGGAACACCCGAAAUUCCUUCUUGACCUCACCCUCAAGGGUCGCUCCCUGAUUCAAGCGACAUGGGAUCGUCUCCUUCCUCUCACCAGCGCCGCCCGUACGACCAUCGUCGCAGGCCCCGCACACGUCAGGAAGAUCCGCGAACAGCUCCCUGACCUCCUGGCACACAACAUCUUCUGCGAGCCGAGCGCGAAGGACUCGCUGGCUGCCAUCGGUCUCGCCGCCGCCAUCCUCGCCCACCGGGACGAAGCCGCCAUCAUCGGCAGUUUCGCCGCCGACCACAUGAUUUCCGGCGACGACGCGUUCCUCGCUGCGGUCGCAGAGGCCGUCGAGGUUGCGAAGCAGGACUACCUCGUCACCAUCGGUAUCGCGCCGUCGCACCCCAGCACUGGCUUCGGUUACGUCCGUCUCGGUGAGAAGGUGGGCAUGUCCAACGCGCCGAACGCGCGCCUCGUCUCGAGCUUCAAGGAGAAGCCAGACGCGCGCACCGCUGCAGCAUACAUCAAGACAGGUAACUAUCGCUGGAACGCCGGAAUGUUUGUCACGAAAGCCACGUUCCUGAUGGACCUCCUCAAGGAGUAUAAGCCUGAGAUGCAUGACGGUCUCAUGAAGAUCGCUGCUGCCUGGGACGACGAAAGUCUGAGGCAGAAGGUCCUCGACGACAUCUGGCCCAGUCUCGAGAAGAUCGCCAUCGACAACGCCGUCGCUGAGCCCGCCGCUAUGGAUCGCCGUGUUGCUGUUGUCCCCGCCACCUUCGGUUGGGACGACGUCGGAGACUUCUCCUCGCUCGCCGACCUGCUGCCCGCAGAGUCAAAUCAGCCACGCGUACUGGGCGACAACAACCUCGUUCUCACUGAGCAAGUCGCCGGUGGCAUUGUCGUGCCCGGCUCUGGCCGCCUCGUCACGCUGCUCGGCGUUGAUGACCUAGUCAUCGUCGACAUGCCCGACACGCUCCUCGUCACCACGCGUGCACGGUCCCAGGAGGUCAAACGCAUCGUCAAGAAGUGCAAGGAAUCUGGCUUUAAGCAACUGCUGUAGUCUCUUUCCAACCGUCAUCGCUCGAAGACCAACCGCCCUACACAUCGGGCUGCUUGCCUAGCGGAGCUGAGCUUCGUUUCCUCGCUCCCCACAGACUUUCUGCUCAUUUUCAGUUCUAUUGUCUCGUUUGUUUCUGACUGUUAACGUACUACUCGGGAUCCUUUGACUGCGACUAUCCUAGCUCUUACUUGCUGUACUGCUUCUUCCAUAUUUAUCUCGCAUCCUACCGUAAUGCAAAGGGACUAUUGUUAUCUCCUAUUCUUUUCUCCAUGUUCCUGAUGAUGAGAAGACUAGGCAGUUGCGAGCGGGGAGUUGCAAGUUCGGAUGAUAUCUACCGCAUAACUCAGGAGGCGAAGCACAAGGCUACGUAAGCUCGCGGGGGAAUGAUCUAGGCGAUAGAACAUGCCAGGGCGAGAAAUCCAAUUCUCCGGUUAUCGUCAGCCAGUACUCGAUCCAGUCUUUGGUGUAAUCCUCGCCGAACGCCGGG